UUUGUUUAUGUAUAGCUAACACCUAACGAAUAGCUCCUAAGCUAAUAUAAGAAAGCUUAUGUUAGUUUUAGUCAUUUAGUGUUCUGUCAUCUCACUCAUCCGCAUCUUUGAUAUAUUUCUCAUGUCUCAUCGGGCUGGAUCGCCUUCUUCUGUUUCCCCCAAAUCGUCCAAAGUCGAAAGAAAGGGUCAAGAAGGAAGGACAGCAUUGGAGAAACAUGUGGCCUUCUUCGACAGGAACGGAGACGGCGUCGUAUAUCCGUGGGAAACCUACCAAGGAUUUAGAGCGCUUGGGACAGGGCGUCUCACGUCGGCUAUUGUUGCUAUCUUCGUCAACAUGGGACUCAGCGGGAAAACUCGUCCGGGAAAAGGAUUCUCGCCGUUGUUACCAAUAGAAGUGAAGAAUAGUCGUUUUGGCAUUCAUGGUAGUGAUACCAACGUCUACGACAAGGAUGGAAGAUUUGUGGAAUCAAAAUUCGAGGAGAUGUUCAAGAAGCAUGCUCGUAAACAUAAAGAUGCUCUCACUUCAAAGGAAAUUAAACAAUUGCUUAAGACGAACAGAGAACCUAACGACUUCAAUGGAUGGGUUUCAGCUCUUUUGGAAUGGAAACUAUUACAGAACUUGGCCAAAGACAAAAAUGGUUUGUUGACGAAAGAUGUAGUAAGAGGCGUCUACGAUGGCAGCCUUUUCACACAACUGGAGAAACAAAGAUCAUCAUCUUCUUCUCGUGGCAAGAAACAAAAGCUACCUUAAAAUGUUUACAACCAUUUCAUUAUAUAUGUAUAUGUGAAUCUUCUUACAUUACUAUUGACUUUUUUUUAUUAUU
This is a messenger RNA of Camelina sativa (false flax), 824 nucleotides long. Its product is annotated as putative peroxygenase 7. Gene Ontology annotation, molecular function: calcium ion binding; monooxygenase activity. Lineage: Eukaryota; Viridiplantae; Streptophyta; Magnoliopsida; Brassicales; Brassicaceae. The record is from RefSeq and is a predicted model, not a curated record.